Messenger RNA from Aspergillus fischeri NRRL 181, 465 nucleotides. Its product is annotated as ubiquitin-40S ribosomal protein S31 fusion protein. Gene Ontology annotation, cellular component: cytoplasm; ribosome; nucleus. Gene Ontology annotation, biological process: protein ubiquitination; translation; modification-dependent protein catabolic process. The record is from RefSeq and is a predicted model, not a curated record. The transcript is spliced from 3 exons. Gene Ontology annotation, molecular function: protein tag activity; structural constituent of ribosome; ubiquitin protein ligase binding. NCBI's taxonomy places the organism in Eukaryota, Fungi, Ascomycota, Eurotiomycetes, Eurotiales, Aspergillaceae. Bases 1 to 465 code for a protein of 154 amino acids.
AUGCAGAUCUUCGUCAAGACCCUUACGGGUAAGACUAUCACCCUCGAGGUGGAGUCUUCGGACACCAUUGACAAUGUCAAGUCCAAGAUCCAGGACAAGGAGGGAAUCCCCCCCGACCAGCAGCGUCUGAUCUUCGCUGGCAAGCAGCUCGAGGACGGCCGUACCCUCUCUGACUACAACAUCCAGAAGGAGUCGACCCUGCACCUCGUGCUCCGUCUGCGUGGUGGUGCCAAGAAGCGCAAGAAGAAGGUCUACACCACCCCCAAGAAGAUCAAGCACAAGCGCAAGAAGACCAAGCUCGCUGUCCUCAAGUACUACAAGGUUGACGGCGAUGGCAAGAUCGAGCGUCUCCGCCGCGAGUGCCCCUCCCCCGAGUGCGGUGCUGGUAUCUUCAUGGCUGCUAUGCACAACCGUCAGUACUGCGGCAAGUGCCACCUCACCUACGUCUUUGACGAGUCCAAGUAA